Caretta caretta (loggerhead turtle) is the source of this 438-nucleotide messenger RNA. RefSeq names its product leukotriene C4 synthase. Lineage: Eukaryota; Metazoa; Chordata; Testudines; Cheloniidae. The record is from RefSeq and is a predicted model, not a curated record. Gene Ontology annotation, biological process: leukotriene biosynthetic process. Gene Ontology annotation, molecular function: glutathione transferase activity; glutathione peroxidase activity; leukotriene-C4 synthase activity. Gene Ontology annotation, cellular component: nuclear envelope; endoplasmic reticulum; membrane.
AUGCUGGAUCAGAUUCACUUGCUGGCUGCUGUGACAGUCCUGGGAGUCCUGGAGCAAGCUUACUUCUCCCUCCAGGUGAUCUAUGCCAGGCGGGCGUACGGGAUCUCUCCUCCAAAAGUCUCAGGGCCACCUGAUUUUGAGAGGGUCUUUCGAGCACAGGUGAAUUGCUCUGAGUAUUUCUCCAUUUUCUUGGCUGUUCUCUGGCAGGCUGGCCUCUUCUUCCAUCAAGGUCUGACUGCUGCCUUGGGCCUGCUUUAUCUCUAUUCCCGCUACCACUAUUUUGUGGGGUAUAAGGAGUCCUCCUUGGGAAGGUUAGCCCCAAUGUAUUUCAGCACUGGAGUUCUCUGGAUUCUUAUUGGACUCGCAGCAGUUGGGAUCUUGCAUUUCUUGCUCUCUCACUAUGUGGGGAUGAAUGUCCUUCUGUUCAUUAGCUUGUGA